Molecule: messenger RNA, 4884 nt
Organism: Chenopodium quinoa (quinoa)
Lineage: Eukaryota; Viridiplantae; Streptophyta; Magnoliopsida; Caryophyllales; Amaranthaceae
Product: formin-like protein 6
Exons: 17
Coding region: 342-4460 (1372 amino acids)
Source: RefSeq, a predicted model, not a curated record
AGUAUUUGAAAACUCCACGACAAAGCUCAGAUCUCCCCAAUUUUCGACAUUUUAUCUAUAAUCCAAAAUUCUAAAAUUCUUUCUCUUUCAUAGCCCACCACGUUGUGUUCCUCUCUUUGAAAGCGAAGUUAUCUGCAGUUGUUGCAAGUGUGAAGGAGAAGAAAAUAAUAUUUUUUUUUUAAAGAAUACCCUAGUAAAUUGGAGCUUUCUUAGUUCUGCAGCAAUUUUUUUAAUGAUCUGUGAAGUUGUGCGUGUAUAUAACGAUCUGGGUAACAUCAGAUGAAAUGGGUUGACAUUAUUUCUUGAAAUUAGUUGUUGGAUUUUGAUUUCAGUUGCGAAAAAUGGCGCUUUUUAGGAAGUUUUUCUACAAGAAACCACCUGAUGGGUUGUUGGAGAUUGCUGAAAGGGUUUAUGUCUUUGAUUGCUGCUUUACAACGGAUGUGGUGGAGGAUGAUAAUUAUCAAGGCUACAUUGAUGGAAUAGUUAGUCAACUCUAUGGUCAUCUACCUGAUGCUUCGUUCAUGGUUUUCAACUUUCGUGAGGGAGAAAACCAGAGCCAGAUUGCGAAUAUGCUGUCGGAGUAUGACAUGACUGUAAUAGAUUAUCCUCGGCAGCAUGAAGGUUGUCCUUUGCUUACAUUGGAGAUGAUUCAUCACUGUCUGAGAUCUGGUGAUAGCUGGCUCUUGCUUGGUCAACGCAAUGUUCUUUUAAUGCAUUGCGAACGAGGUGGUUGGCCUAUUUUGGCAUUCAUGCUAGCCGCACUCUUAAUCUACAGAAAGCUAUAUAAUGGGGAACAGAAGACACUGGAUAUGAUCUACAGACAAGCACCUCGCGAGCUUUUGCAGUUGAUGUGCCCGUUAAAUCCAAUUCCCUCUCAGUUGAGGUAUCUUCAGUAUGUAUCAAGGAGACACUUGGACUCAGAGUGGCCUCCCCAGGACAGGUGCCUGACUGUGGACUGCAUAAUGCUUAGGCUCAUCCCUAAUAUUGAUGGGGUGGGUGGUUGCCGACCUAUUCUUAGAAUCUAUGGACGAGACCCUUCACCUGCUGCUGACCGAACUCCUAUAAUGCUAUUUUCAACUCCAAAAAAAAGUAAAAUUGUUCGGCAAUACAAGCAGGCCGAAAGUGAAUUGGUGAAGAUUGACGUUAACUGUCAUGUUCAAGGGGAUGUAGUGCUUGAGUGCAUAAGCUUGGAUGAUGAUUUGGAACGUGAGCAGAUGAUUUUCAGGGUUAUGUUCAGCACAGCAUUUAUCAGAUCCAAUAUUUUGAUGCUUAAUCGUGAUGAAAUUGAUACCUUGUGGGAUGACAAGGAUAAAUUUCCGAAGGACUUCAGAGCUGAGGUUCUUUUCUCAGAGAUGGACUCUGCAACCUCUGGCACUUCUAUUGAUAUGCCUGUUACUGAGGAGAAAGAAGGCCUUCCUAUUGAAGCAUUUGCAAAGGUGCAAGAGAUUUUCAGCAACGUGGAUUGGAUAGAUUCAAAGUCUGAUGUCGCACUAAAUGUUCUUCAGAAAAUUACUUCAUCAAAAGAACUCAAAGAGAAAUUGGAUAUAGCUUCUCAUGAGAGUAAAGAAAGUCUUGUGGGUAAUUUGAAAUCACUUGUCCAGGAAGACAGCAUCAUGGGAUCCUCAAAAGGGACUCUUGAGAGGCAAUCCCAUUUCUCUUCUGAAACAACAGUAGAAACCCAUAUAGGCUAUAUAGUUGGACAGAAGUCUGAUGCUCAUAAAGAAGGUGUUUCAAAUAUUGUCCUAGAAAAUUUGGAAAAUGCUAGUCUGCCCGAGAAAUCUAGCAUUAUUGUAGUAUCACAUCCUCAACAAAUUGUUGAAAAGCUCUCAAAACAGUCCUCUGGUCCUUCUCCAGAUGAUAUUGUGGUUCCAAAGAAGGGUCUACCAGAGGACUUGGUUCCUGUUCUUCAAAAAACUACUCAAACAAAGAUAAUAUCCCCUCGUAUACUUCAAUCUUCCCGUUCAAGUUCUGCCAUAUAUAGCAAUUCCAUGCAAGGUUCUCCAAAACCUAUGCAAAGAUUUCAUAGUUCACCGUCUUCACUUGGGAUUACAGCGCUUUUGCAUGAUAAUGAUACAUACAAGAGUGAUGCGGUUGCUCAUCAGGAGGCAAUAUCUCCACAAUCAACGGCUACUUUGGUCGCUUUUGUACCCGAAGUAUCUAAACCUGGACAAAACGUUCUCUCAUCAUCUGCAUUAUCUCAACCACCAGCCCCUCCGCCAUCUUCUCCUCCUUUACCUCAUAUUCAUUCAGUAUCACAACAUAAAGAUUCUCCACCAGCAUUACAACCCCUUCCACCUGUAGAAUUAGAAAAUGAUAUUGUUUGUCGUACAAAUCCAUCGUCAAUCCCUCCACCCCCACCCUUGCCUUUUUUUAGAUCUUCAACUGUCCAGAACACAUCAUUUCCUCCUCCUCUUCUUUUUGUGAAUGCAGGAGGCGCAUUAUCAGCACCACCUCCUCCCCUCCCUCUGCCAACAUCUUUUGGACAAUCUCUUUCUUCAAAUACUAGGGUUCCCUUGUCAACACCACCACCUCCACCUCCUCCUCCACCUGUAUUGCAGUCCCCAUGUUCUAGUGCUAGGAGCACAUUGUCAAUCCCUUCUCCUCCUCCUCUGCCUCCUCCACGUCUUCCUGAGAAUGUUUCUUCAGCUAUAGAUUCAGAUUCAUCUAUUAGCAGCACACGUGGACCAGUCAAAGCUCCUCCACCUCCACCUCCUCCAUGUCUCCCUGAGAAUGUUUCUUCAGCUAUAGGUUCAGAUUCGUCUAAUACCAACGCACGUGGACCAGUCAAAGCUCCUCCCCCACCUCCGCCUCCUCCACGUCUCUCUGAGAAUGUUUCUUCAGCUAUUGGUUCAGAUUCGUCUAAUACCAACACACGUGGACCAGUCAAAGCUCCUCCUCCUCCUCUUCCCCCAAAAUUGCCUGUUUCUGUUGCUAGUCCUAAAAUGUCUUCUCUAGUGCCUCCACCACCUCCACCUCCUAAAGGUGCCUCUUCUAAUGUUGGGUCCUCAACUUCAAUUAAAACUCCACCGGUGCCACCUCCACCGGGUCCUCUUGGAAAAGGAGUGGCAAGAGCUAAUAGUUCUGCUCAAGAUUCUCAAGUGGCUGGUAGCAAAGGACCAGUUCCUCCACCCCCUGGACCCACUGGUUUAAAGGGUAGGGUCCCACCUCGUGUUACCCCGAGGAAUCAGGGUCAACCAAAAAAGAAUGUAAAGCCGUUUCAUUGGUUGAAAUUAACAAGGGUAAUGCAAGGAAGCUUAUGGGCUGACGCUCAAAAACCUGAUGAGGCUUCCAAAGCUCCAGAGUUUGAUAUGUCAGAACUUGAGACCCUCUUUGCAGCAUCUGUUCCAAAUGCAGACAAGGGUAUCACUGGAGGGCAAUCGGGUCGUCGUACUUCAGGGUCUAAACCUGAAAAAAUUCAGCUGAUUGAGCUUAGAAGGGCUUAUAAUUGUGAAAUAAUGUUUACAAAAGUGAAAAUUCCUCUGCCUGAUUUAAUGAAUUCAGUACUUGCUUUGGAUGAUUCAGCUUUGGAUGUUGAUCAAGUGGAAAAUCUUAUAAAAUUUUGUCCAACAAAGGAAGAAAUGGAGCAACUGAAGGGAUACAAGGGUGAUAAGGAUAAUUUAGGGAAAUGUGAACAGUUCUUCUUAGAGUUGAUGAAGGUGCCUCGAGUGGAGUCGAAACUAAGAGUUUUUUCAUUUAAGAUACAAUUUAUCUCUCAGGUGUCUGAUCUUAGAAAGAAUUUACAGAUAGUGAGUUCUGCUUCUGAAGAGAUCAGAACAUCAGUAAAGUUGAAAAGAGUCAUGCAAACAAUUUUGUCUUUGGGCAAUGCAUUGAACCAAGGGACUGCUCGAGGUGCUGCUGUUGGGUUUCGACUGGAUAGUCUCCUUAAACUCACUGAUACGCGUUCUCGGAAUAGCAAGAUGACACUUAUGCAUUACCUGUGCAAGAUUCUUGCUGAUCAACUACCUGAGGUAUUGGAUUUUCCAAAAGAUUUGGCCAAUUUGGAGGGGUCAACAAAGAUACAACUUAAAAUCUUGGCAGAGGAAAUGCAAGCUAUUAGCAAAGGGUUAGAAAAGGUUGUUCAAGAGCUGACUGCCUCAGGAAAUGAUGGCAAUAUUUCAGAAUGCUUUUGCACGAUCUUGAAGAGGUUUCUUUCUUACGCGGAGGGUGAAGUGAGGUCUUUGGCGUCGCUUUAUUCUAUCGUGGGUAGAAAUGCUGAUGCUUUGGCUAUGUAUUUUGGUGAAGAUCCAGCAAAGGUUCCAUUUGAACAAGUUGUGUCAACCUUACAGAACUUUGUUAGGAUGUUCCAUCGAGCACAUGAUGAGAACUGCAAACAGCUUGAGUUUGAGAAGAAAAAGGCAGAGAAGGAAGCUGAGAAUGAAAAGUCGAAGAUGAAUGCUCGUGCGAAGGACCCUGACCACCAUGUGCAGCAGUUGCCUCGGAAAUUUGGCACCGUGAAAUGAGCAAUCUACUCAUAGCCUAACCCAAGGGCCAUCAAUUACAAAUCUCUUGGUGAUUCUGCCAGAGGAGAAGCUAGUAUGCUCAAUGUUGUGACUUGUGAGGAAAUACACAAAACUUAAACAGGGAGCUUUGUGACACAGAUUAUUGUUAAUGUACAGCGUAAUUCAUUUAAUUGUAGUUAGAAAGGUUAGAUUAUAUGGCUAGUGAUUUGAUUAUUAUGGGUUCUUUUAGAGCCUUAGCUGUAAAUUUACCCACCUUUGUUGGGUACCAUUCUUUGAAGAAUAUGUAUAUCAGGGACGUCAGUUUUUCAUAGUCCCCUAUACGACCGAGGUGAUUGUAACAGAUGAACAACACUAUUGGUGUAAAAACAUUUACCAUCUGAAUAUUUUUGUGAGUUAUUUUACAGCAUAUCAAUUUUCAACUAAA